GUGAAAAGCUUUGCCCUUCAGCAUGAGACACGGCGGUGUCAGCGCGAAGGCAGGAGUUGCGCUCUCAGUGCGUCCCAGAUCCCCGGAUCCUCAGCUCUUUCGCUUCUCUUUCUCUUUCCUUUGCCUUCAGAGACAACCACCAACCAUGAACUCAAAUUCCACCCCUCAGCGGAAGAAUGCCCGUUCUUAAGAACCUCCCGGGGAAGCUGAAAGGGGGCAAGGUGAACGGGGAGCUGGAGACCCCGCGGGGGGGCGAGCUGAUUCUACACAAGAUGAGCCUGAACCGGAACCCCUUCGAUGACGAGCUGGGGGGCGGCGGCAGGGAGGAGGAGUGGAGCGAGGGCAACGAGAGCUCGCUCCUGGAGGGGGGCGCGCCACGCGACCGCAACCCCUUCGAGGACGAGGAGGACGAGAACGAGGCCAACGAGGAGCGGCGCGGCGGGACGGGGAAGGGCGGCUCGCUCAAGGGCACGCUGGACCGCAUCCGCGGGGUUUCACCGCUCAAGACCCUAGGAAAGCUGGGAAAGGGGCUCCGCAUGUCGGGCCGCAGCAAGGGGGAGGGAACCCCGUCCCCGAAAGGCUCCAUCGGCCUGCCCUCCCCCAUGCAGAAGAAGAAGAAGGGGCGGCGCAGCUCAGAGGGGAGCUUACUCAGAAUCGCCGGCCGCUGCAAAGAGAGCCGGCGAAAGGAGAGCCUGCCCAAUGGGGACCUGGCAUCCGAGGGCGGCGACGACUCCAGCCGCCGCCUGUCCUUCCUCAAGAUGGUGCGAGGAGGCAAGCCGAAGAGGGAGUCUGUGACGGACCGAGUGUCACAGGACCCCGAGGAGGAAAAAGUGGAGGAAGUCCCGGAGGUCAAACCCAGGGAGCCUCUCUCAGUCCUGGAGAUCCUGCAGCUGGUCACCAAGCGGGACCUGCUCCUGGCCGACACCCACAUCCUGGAGCUGGAGCAGGAGUGUGAGGAGGCGGCGGCGGCGGCAGCAGCAGCGGCACUGAGCUCGCCGGGAGGCGUCUCUGCAGAGGAGGUGACCAGCCCCAGCAGCAAGGACGGGGGCCGGCGCAAAGCCAAGGACGUGGAGCUGCUGUACGAGGCCCUCCAGAAGGAGCUGUGGGAGGUGGUGCGCGAGUCGCUGCGCUCGCCCACCGCCGGGCCCAACCUGGGCCUGGUGGUGCAGGUCCUGCAGCAGGAGGAGCAGGCUGACCGGGACUGGGCCCAGAGGGACACGCCGCCCGCGGGCCCCCGACCCCGGCAGCUCAAGCAGCGCUGGAAGGAGGCGGUGGCCGAGGCGGCCGACGCGACCCUGCCGCAGCAGGCCGAGGCGCAGGUGGGGCAGCUGGCGGCGUACCUGGAGCGCCUGCGUAGCCAGGUGGUGGACAACCUGGGGGCCGCCCGGCGGAACGCCGUGCCGGUCUACCCCGAGGAGUACGCCGCCUUCCACGUCUACGUGCAGAGCUACCACCAGGCCAUCGCACGCCGCCUGCAGAAGAUCACCAGCUCGCCCCUGCAGGUGGCUGACAUCUACUCCCUGCUGGACUGGAUCUACAACAUUUAUGACAGGGACGUUCUUGGUGUGGUCAGCAUAACUACUCCAAUCAACCGCUCCCAGCUGGGACCACUGCUGCCCUCAGAGACCGUGGACAAGUUGGAGCUGGACUGUCUCAACUCCGUCAGGCACAAGGUGACCAAUGAGCUGUCCCAGAUCCUUGAUGAGGAGGAGAGGCGAUGGACUGAAAUGCUGCAAUCCGAGGACUACCAGUCCACGCUGGCCCGCACUGUCAUUCAGAAGCUGCAGGUGGACCUGGAUAGAUCAGCAGCUGUAAACAGAAAUCUGGGCUCCCGUGUGGCACAGUGCAGUCUCAAUGGACUGGCUGAUUUCCUGUAUAGCUUCAAAAAGAAAGUAGAGAUUUUCCAUGAAACCUUCCAGAUGGAGUCUGGGGAACGAGUGAAUGGAUAUGUCUCCACGACUAUCGCCCAGGUGAACUGCUGUCCCCCUUUCAGGAACUUUGUUGAGCGCUGUGGGCAGAGUGAGUCUGAGCUCAGUGAGGAGUCAGCACGGAGAGCCAACGCCUCUCUGGACAGGAUUGUGCACCAGGCGGUGAAGGUGUUGAGCGACAGGCUCUUCGAGAACAUCAGGCCUUUCUUUGACAAGCUGGUGAAGAGGAAGUGGCUGAACAAUACAGAAGCCUAUGAUGCAAUCAUGGAUAUCAUCAAAGAGCACUUCAAGAAGUUCCGCAGAAUGGACAGCCCCCCAUAUCAGGACCUGGUAGGUGAGGUGCACAGACGGGUUCUUAUUGAAUACCUGCGCGCCAUUAUGAGGGGGAGGAUCAUCUGCACGUCACUCAAGAUGAGGAAGAGGAUGGCCAGCCGACUGCGUGACGAGAGCAAGCAGCUCAAAGUCCUCUUCAAAGACCUGGAGUCCGCGUCCUCGUGGCUCGACAGCGCGGUCCCACACCUGUCGGAGAUCAUCCUCCUGGAGGACACGCCCUCCAUCCAGAUGGAAGUGGGCGUCCUGGUGCGAGAGUUUCCUGACAUUCGGAAGAAGCACAUAUCCGCCAUCCUCAACAUCCGCGGGAUGACGCGGCAAACAGAGCGGCAAGAGAUCCUGAACAUUGUGAAGGACAUCGAGAACAGCGACAGCCUCACGCAGCUGUCCCGGGACAGGGCCCUCUUCUCCGAGGUCCCGGUGACCUCCGAGGUGCACUGCCUCAACCUGGGCCUCAGCCGGAUCGCCCUCACAGCGUCCUCCUGCUUCUCUAGCCUGAGGCCACGCCGCAAGAGGACCCCUGACAGAGAGGUGGCCGACGACAUGCUCUGAGCCUCCGACCACUAUAGGGCAGUGCCCUAAACUGUCAGGUGUCUCUGCAGUUCUUUCCUCUUCUGGGGGUCUUAUUUGAGCCUAAGGGGAGUGAAGGAACAUUAUAUUCCUCCCCUCACGGCUCCAUGCAGAUGGAAUGUUGUAUUACAAGAGGCAAAAAUGACAUGAUAAAAAGAGGACCAAUGAUAUUUUCACCUCCUACAUAGACAUUCCUUCUCCACUUUCAUGAGGGGAAACAGUCUGGGACAAGACCAUUUUUUCCCUUCAUUUCAAAGCUGAGACUCUUACUAAACACCGCAGAUGUUGCUUGCUUCAGAGGAAAUAACGUAAGUCUGUCUGUUGAGUACUUACACGAUAAUCAAGAUAAGUUGCCUUGAUUUAAAAUACCAGGAGUUUGCCAAAUGUCCAUUAUACUGAGGCUAAGCAGUUGACCUCUGUUGGUUUCAUGACUUUAACUGGAUAACAAACACCAGUUGUUUCACACGGAGUAUGGUUUGGAUCACAUGAGGGUUACAAAAGAAAUAUAAUGUGCUACUGAUGAAAAGUAACAUUUAACUGAAGAACAAGGAAAAUAUUGCUGAUAGAAAUAUCUUGCCUACUCACAGCAGCUUAGCUACAGUAAUAUCAAUGCGAUGGCUGGGUUGGUGAUGGUAAAUGCUUGGCCCCACAUGAUAAAUGCUUGAUUUAAGGUACUAUCUGAUUUUAAUUAUCAUUUCAUUAUGAUGUGUUUCUUCAUAUUUAAAAGUUAUUAAUACACAAUUUAUUUCUCAUGCCAUCAUAAAGGCAAAUAUAAAUUGUGAAACUCCAGAAAAAAGAUGAGAUCAAGACGACAACUAUUUAUAUAACAGCAGAAGGUCUUAUUUAUUGUAAUGCAGUCUGACUGUCCUGUAACUGUCAAAUUCCUACCAAUUCAUUCAUUUGAAUGUAUAGUCAUUUUAAUUUGUGCUCGCUCUGAUUUUAUCUUACACCCACAAGGAACCAAGACAAAAAGCUGUUAUCAUCAGAGAAAUGUUAAAAAUAGUAAUACAAAAAUAAUCUUUUCAGUGUACAUUUACUUUUACUAGAUUUACAAGUGAAUCAUUGCUGUUAGUGUAGUUUGUGGUCAGACGAUUUAAUGUUCAUUUUAUACUUGAUAUGAGAAGACUCUGUAGUCUUAACAUAUAAAUGACAUUUAUACUGGAAUAUAAUCUGCUAGGAGAGGUGCAGAAGAGGGGGUAUGAUCCCCCCUCCCUUGGGAUGUUCAAAACUAAUUACUCCUUCAAAAUUCAGAAUUUGUAUUGUAGAUUGGAAAAUGGCAUUUGAAAGACAAUCCCUGAUAAUUAUGACACUCUUGGAUUCUUGUUCUUUACACACUAUGUUUCCACUCACUUUUUUCCAGUGUGUUGGUGGGGUGCCUAGAUUACCUUCAUAUACCCUUCAGCAUACUGUAUUUCCUGUUUAUUUUUGUGACCACUGUGUAAACGGUGUACAAUUGA
Molecule: messenger RNA, 4285 nt
Organism: Megalops cyprinoides (Indo-Pacific tarpon)
Lineage: Eukaryota; Metazoa; Chordata; Actinopteri; Elopiformes; Megalopidae
Gene: exoc3l2b
Product: exocyst complex component 3-like 2b
Exons: 13
Coding region: 177-2810 (877 amino acids)
Biological process (GO): exocytosis; exocyst localization
Cellular component (GO): exocyst
Molecular function (GO): SNARE binding
Source: RefSeq, a predicted model, not a curated record